GGGAUAGGUGAGCUCUGCACAGUUAUUGAGCCCUCUCUGCUCGCCAUGUUUUCUUGGGGGUUGAACUGUUUAUCCGUGCUGGGGGCUGCGGGCACCGCUCUCUUAUGUGCGGGUCUGCUGCUUGUUCUGGCCCAACACCUCUGGACCCUCCACUGGACUCUGAGCCGGGAUCGGGCCUCCGCCUUGCCCCUACCCAAGGGCUCCAUGGGCUGGCCAUUCUUCGGUGAAACGCUGCACUGGUUGGUUCAGGGCCCUCGUUUCCACAGUUCCCGCCGCGAGCGCUACGGGACAGUGUUUAAGACGCACCUUCUGGGCAGGCCAGUGAUCCGCGUGAGCGGCGCGGAGAACGUGCGCACCAUCUUGCUGGGCGAGCACCGCCUGGUGCGUAGCCAGUGGCCACAGAGCGCGCACAUUCUGCUAGGUUCGAACACACUCCUCGGCGCGGUUGGCGAGCCCCAUCGGCAACGGCGGAAGGUCCUGGCGCGCGUAUUCAGCCGCCCGGCUCUGGAACAAUUCGUGCCACGGCUGCAGGGGGCGCUGCGGCGAGAGGUGCGCUCCUGGUGCGCCGCCCGAGGACCGGUAGCUGUCUACGGGGCGGCCAAAGCGCUCACCUUCCGGAUGGCUGCUCGCAUCCUCCUGGGUCUGCAACUGGACGAAGCGCGAUGCACCGAGCUGGCCCAGACCUUUGAGCAGCUGGUGGAGAACCUCUUCUCACUGCCUUUGGACGUGCCCUUCAGCGGCCUGCGCAAGGGCAUCCGGGCCAGGGACCAGUUGUAUCGGCACCUGGAUGAGGCCAUUGCUGGGAAGCUUCAUGAGGAGCAGGCAGCAGAGCCGGGUGAUGCCCUGCACCUGAUCAUUACCAGCGCCAGGGAGCUGGGCCAUGAGCUCUCUGUGCAGGAGUUGAAGGAGUCGGCUGUGGAGCUCCUCUUCGCGGCCUUCUUCACCACGGCCAGCGCAAGCACGUCGCUCAUCCUGCUGCUUCUGCAGCACCCGGCGGCCAUCGCCAAGAUCCAGCAGGAGCUGUCAGCGCAGGGGCUGGGGCACGCAUGCGGGUGUGCAUCCCAGGCCACAGGGCCCAGGCUGGACUGCAACUGUGAGCCGGACCUUAGCCUGGCGGCGCUGGGCCGUCUGCGCUACGUCGACUGCGUGGUCAAGGAGGUGCUUCGCCUCCUACCGCCGGUGUCCGGGGGCUACCGCACUGCGCUGCGAACCUUUGAGUUGGACGGCUACCAGAUCCCCAAAGGUUGGAGCGUGAUGUAUAGCAUCCGAGACACGCACGAGACAGCUGCUGUGUACCGUAGCCCACCCGAGGGCUUCGAUCCGGAGCGCUUUGGCGUGGAGGGUAAGGACGCGCCAGGCUCCUGCGGCCGCUUCCACUACAUCCCGUUCGGCGGCGGCGCGCGCAGCUGCCUGGGCCAAGAGUUAGCGCAAGCGGUGCUGCAAUUGCUCGCCGUGGAACUGGUGCGCACGGCGCGCUGGGAGCUGGCUACACCUGCCUUUCCGGUCAUGCAGACUGUGCCCAUUGUGCACCCAGUGGACGGGCUGCGACUAUUUUUUCACCCUCUCACGACUUUGGGUGCGGAGGAUGGGUUGCACCUCUGA
Messenger RNA from Microtus ochrogaster (prairie vole), 1602 nucleotides. It is a transcript of the gene Cyp26c1, whose product is annotated as cytochrome P450 26C1. Gene Ontology annotation, biological process: sterol metabolic process. The coding region runs from base 46 to 1602 and encodes 518 amino acids. NCBI's taxonomy places the organism in Eukaryota, Metazoa, Chordata, Mammalia, Rodentia, Cricetidae. Gene Ontology annotation, molecular function: oxidoreductase activity, acting on paired donors, with incorporation or reduction of molecular oxygen; monooxygenase activity; heme binding. The transcript has 6 exons. The record is from RefSeq and is a predicted model, not a curated record.